AUGAGAAGCCCUGCUUUGGCGUUCUCGCUCUUCGCGGUUGCGGCCACCGUCUCCGCUCAAUCCAACAUCACCCAGCGGUCGACCCUCGAACAGCCCGAAGUGCAUGUGAAUGUGGGGUCAUACCAGAUGCAGACCCCAAAGGAGUUCCUCUCUGGUGUCUACCCACGCGCGGGAGACCGAGGCGACGAACGUCAUGAGGCCACUAGAGGGAGACGCCCCGAGCCGCCCCACGUCAACGCUAACCAUGGAGUCCCGAUGGGCUCAUCUUCUGGCAACGGCAUAGAUGGUGGCGUCUCGGACACAGCUCCCGCUAUUGGCGCCAAUGCUGGAGACGGGUCCAGCGGCAGUAGUUCGAGUUCUAGCGACUCGGGCCCUGCUUCUGGGUCUGACAUCUUCAACAUCGGGAACAACCUACAGAACGCAUUCGGAGCCAAACCAGUCUCGCAGGGCCCUGACAGUGCCCAAGACGCCCUGUCCGCGCAGCAAGCCGACGCAGGGUACAAGCCCACCGCUGGAUACACGUACAACUAUCAGCGCAUGAAGCGGAUGUCCCGCGUUGAGCCCGCGGCCAACGUGAGCAGACGCGACGUCAUCGACUCUCUCACUGGCAACGAAAACGACGGCCAGAGCAGCUCGGACGAUAAUUCCAACCAUGACGGUGCUGAUGGGACGAGCCAGCGCGGCAGCGAAACCAACGGUGGGCACGCGGGCGAGGUCGGGUCCUCUGAGGGUGGCCAUGUGUACAACGAACCCUCCUCCUCAGAGUGA
Trametes versicolor FP-101664 SS1 is the source of this 768-nucleotide messenger RNA. RefSeq lists its product as uncharacterized. NCBI's taxonomy places the organism in Eukaryota, Fungi, Basidiomycota, Agaricomycetes, Polyporales, Polyporaceae. The transcript is spliced from 4 exons. The coding region runs from base 1 to 768 and encodes 255 amino acids. The record is from RefSeq and is a predicted model, not a curated record.